AUGUUUAGAUUUGUAAAUAAAUUAAAUCAUAUCAAUUCAUCAUUAUUAAUUAAUAAUGGUAUUAGAUAUUAUAGCAGUAAAUGUUUGGUUGUUGCUGAACACGAUAAUAAAGAUUUAUUGUCAUCGACAUUGAAUACCAUUACAGCGGCAAACAAAUUGGGAUCGGAUGUAUUGUUGUUGGUUGCAGGUAACAAUUGUAAAUCAGUGGUAGACAAGGCAACAAAGAUCAAGGGUGUCAAGACUGUUUUCCAUGCUGACCAUCCACUACUCGAACACGGUCUCGCCGAGACAUUGUCACCAGUGGUUGUCGGUCUCAAGGAACGUCAGCAACUCACUCACAUCUUCACACCGGCCACCAACUUUGGUAAGAAUUUCAUUCCACGUGUCGCUGCACUCUUGGACGUCGGUGCAGUCUCUGACAUCACCUCUAUCAAAUCGGACGAUACUUUUACGCACCCAAUCUACGCCGGUAACGCUAUCGCCACCGUAAAGUCAGAGGAUGCCGUCAAGAUUGGAACCAUCCGUACUACAGCAUUUGAAAAGGCACCGGUCGAAGGUGGAUCCGCUGCCGUAGAACAACUCGAUUGGAUCGCACCACUCGUCGACCAAGCUGCCAGCUCCACCAAUAUCAAAUGGGAGGGUUCCCAAGUGAUAAAGUCGGAGCGUCCAGAGUUGACCGGUGCUCGUGUCGUCGUUUCAGGUGGUCGUGGUAUGAAGAGCGGUGAGAAUUUCAAGAUGUUGGAAGAGUUGGCCGAUACCAUGGGUGGUGCUGUCGGUGCAUCGAGAGCCGCCGUCGACAGUGGAUUCGUAUCGAACGAUCUCCAAGUCGGUCAAACCGGUAAGGUCGUCGCACCAGAACUCUAUAUAGCUGUCGGUAUCAGUGGUGCCAUUCAACAUCUUGCAGGUAUGAAAGACAGUAAAGUUAUCGUUGCCAUCAACAAGGAUGCUGAAGCUCCAAUUUUCCAAGUUGCCGACGUAGGUUUAGUUGGUGAUCUAUUUAAAGUUGUACCAGAAUUAACAGAAGCAAUUAAAAAGGCAAAGUAA
Heterostelium album PN500 is the source of this 1044-nucleotide messenger RNA. RefSeq names its product electron transfer flavoprotein subunit alpha/FixB family protein (gene etfa). The coding region runs from base 1 to 1044 and encodes 347 amino acids. Gene Ontology annotation, molecular function: electron transfer activity; flavin adenine dinucleotide binding. The record is from RefSeq and is a predicted model, not a curated record. Gene Ontology annotation, cellular component: mitochondrion. The transcript has 2 exons. NCBI's taxonomy places the organism in Eukaryota, Evosea, Eumycetozoa, Acytosteliales, Acytosteliaceae.